GACUCUGAUAACUUGGAACACUGGAUCAAGACAGUGGAACAAGCCUCUGAAUGUGCUGUCUCCGAAGUUUUUUUCCUUCGAAAGUCAAGGUAUUCACGGGAGCCUCGUGGUCGUGUGACAAGUUUGGAAACUGUGGAACAGCUGCAAGAUCAUGAUGAGGCCUGUGAAGAAGCCCAAGAACUGCUCAGCAACUGGAUGAAGUCCAAACUGCAGCUGGAGCUGAAGAGUGAUGGGGAAGAGGAAGUUCACUCUGUCCUCCAGAAAAAGCCUUCUGCAGCCCCUCUGAAGUAUGAGCAGUUUGAUGAUUUGUGCAGCUAUCUGGAACAUGAAAUGGAAAGUUCUUCUGUCCAAGACUACAUACAGCAUCUUUUGCAGAGUGAAGCUGUGAACCGUAGAAUAGUGGAAGGCCUUAAACUUGAAGACAUCAAAGAAAGACAAAAAUUUACAGAUCCACGAAUGACCAUGGAGCUCAGACACAAGCAGGUGAAAGAAAACCGAAUAAGACGUCAGAAGGCAUUAGAGCUUCACAGACAAGAAAAGUCCCUGCAGAAAUCAAUUCUGUCUGAGGCCAAGCUCCAAGUACAGGAGGAGGAAAGAAGAAGGGCCCUGAAGGCCAAGAAGGAGGAGAAGGAGAUCCAAAGGGAAAUGGUGAAGCUGCGAAAGGAAAUGGCUGAGAAAAGAAAAGAAAAUGCCAUGGCAGACACAUGGAGAGCGGAGGGAAAGAGACAAGUAAAAAGUCAGAAGCUGUCAAUGCAGGAGGCAUCUAUUACUGCAUCACCACCCCUGGUCCCGAAAAAAGAAGAGCAAGGAGAGGAGGAACAGAGAAAGGCUCAGGAGCUACUGUGCAGGAUUCACACCAAUAAGCAGAGAUGCAUGCAACGACAUUUCUCUGCUUGGCUGAAAGUCAUUCUGGAGCACAGAAUUCAAAUGGGAAAAGCCAGAGCCUUUGCUGACUGGAAAUGCCAACUGAAGGCCCUACGAGCCUGGAGAAACUAUACUUGGGCCCAGAAAGUAGAGCGGGAGACGCAACAAUUGGAAGUUCAUCUCCAAGAACAAAACAGGAAAGAACAACUGUCUGCAGAGCAUUACCAGCAAUGGCUUUUGCGCUGCUGCUUUCUGGCAUGGCAGCGCUGGAGCCAAGCAGAGAAAGAAAAGCGAGAGCUGCAGAUCAAAAGGGAGGAGAAGAAGAAAAAGAUGGCACAGCUGCUGGAGGCAGUGGCAGUGGGGAAGGGUGGUCUGGACAGGCCACUGGAGGUUAACAAGCCUGAGACAGCAGAAGCAAACCAUCAUCAUGAUUUGCAGCAGGACAAGCCAACUGAAAAUUGUCUCAUACAGAAAGAACUGGACCAGACCAGAGACCACUCUUGCUGGGAUGCUGCUCACACAUCUCAUUCCUACAGGAAACCCAAAUUUGCCAGGGAGAUUACCCUAAAACAUGCAGCCCCAAGUACUCAAGACCAGUCUGUGUAUAGGAAUCAAAUAGCCACUCUCCCCCAGCAGUUUCAAGUACCAGGUCCAAAGACAGCUCCUGCUUACGGUAGGCGUUUUGAGCACCGUUAUGCCUUCCAGCAAUGUCUGAUUGAGGAACAGAGGCAGCAGCUUCAGAAACAGCAAGAGCUGAUCCUCGAACUGCAGCAAAAUCAAAGGCUGAGCAGAGCUAAAGAAGAGGAAGCACAAGCCAUGACUGUAGCUCAUCUGCUUAACAACUCUACUUCACAAACCAGGGAAGAAAAAACAGAGAGGGAAAACCAAUCCAGAUGCAAGAAAACAACCCAUUUGAGUCCACCUGUUUCUCACAGGCCAGAAAACACAAGAGCAAUGAUGCAAGGCAGGAGGCCCUCCAUCCAGCUGACGACAGCUCAUCCCAUACUGAAAG
Mesitornis unicolor (brown roatelo) is the source of this 1876-nucleotide messenger RNA. RefSeq names its product KIAA1407 ortholog (gene CCDC191). Gene Ontology annotation, molecular function: phosphatase binding. The transcript has 10 exons. NCBI's taxonomy places the organism in Eukaryota, Metazoa, Chordata, Aves, Mesitornithiformes, Mesitornithidae. The annotation marks the transcript as partial. The record is from RefSeq and is a predicted model, not a curated record.